This is a messenger RNA of Effrenium voratum, 627 nucleotides long. The record is from the annotation of a GenBank genome assembly. NCBI's taxonomy places the organism in Eukaryota, Dinophyceae, Suessiales, Symbiodiniaceae.
AUGCCGUGUUCAGGGUGCUUCCCGGUGGUGGACAAGGCCUGUCCAUCCUGGGGCAUGACGUCAUGGAGGACUGGGAGGCUCCCUACAUGGAGGCGCUGGCUGAAGUCGCCUGCUCCCAAGGCGGUCGCGUCUUGGAGGUGGGUUUCGGCCUCGGGAUCUCGGCCAAAGCCAUCGAUCGGUUUCCCAUCGAGGAGUCACGUGAUCUUCGAGGCCAACUCCUCGGUGCUGGGCCGUGCGGGGCUGUGGGCGGAAGGCGCGAAGAAUCCCACGCUGGUGCUGGGUGGCUUUUGGCAGGAGCUGGUGGAGUCCUUUGAGCCGAACAGCUUCAGCGGGGUUUUGUUCGACGCCUACCCACUCUCCCCAGGUGAAGCCUCGGGGGACGGUGAGGUGGGUGCCUUCUUCCGGGAGGCGGCAAGGCUGCUGAGGCCUGGGGGCUGCUUCACCUUCUACUACGAUGCGGGGAGCAACUGGCUGGAGUGCGUGCGGGCCUUCCGUGCCGAGACGACACCGAAGCUCCGAGCGGCAGGCUUCGGGGAGGUGCAGGAGGACCAGGUGAUGUGCCAACCUCGGCCUGGGUGCACCUAUUUCUGGAAGGACCGCUUCUUGGUGCCCAAGGCCAUCCGCUAA